This is a messenger RNA of Penicillium macrosclerotiorum, 207 nucleotides long. RefSeq lists its product as uncharacterized. The record is from RefSeq and is a predicted model, not a curated record. NCBI's taxonomy places the organism in Eukaryota, Fungi, Ascomycota, Eurotiomycetes, Eurotiales, Aspergillaceae. Bases 1 to 207 code for a protein of 68 amino acids. The transcript has a single exon.
AUGCCUGUCGAGAAGCGCCCUUCGCACAUGCUCGACGAUGAGAAUGUCGAUUUUUCCGCAAGUACAACUGCUUGGUCGAGUCCGAAACAAACAGAGCUGCCAGAGGAGAGAGUAAAUCAAGAUUCCAACGGAGGAAAGGACUAUACAGGUGGGUCUUCUUCUGAUGAGAAAGAGGAUCUUUGGGGUGUAAACAUCGACCGACUUUAG